CCCCUGACGUCACCCACAGCCAGCCUCCUUUUCCACCUACCCACCACCCAUUCGAGCCACGCCACCACAGUCCACAGGCAGACGCGUCCCGAAGCGGAGCAGCAGCGAUGGCGGUGGUGGGCGUGCUCGCGCUGCAGGGCUCCUACAACGAGCACAUGGCCGCGCUGAGGAGGAUCGGGGCCAAGGGGGUGGAGGUGCGCAAGGCGGAGCAGCUGGGGGCCAUCGACUCGCUCAUCAUCCCCGGCGGCGAGAGCACCACCAUGGCCAAGCUCGCCAACUACCACAACCUCUUUCCUGCACUACGAGAGUUUGUCGGUGCCGGAAAGCCUGUAUGGGGAACUUGUGCUGGGCUCAUCUUCCUAGCAAACAAGGCAGUAGGGCAAAAAUCGGGUGGCCAGGAACUUGUAGGGGGGCUUGAUUGUACUGUCCACCGUAACUUCUUUGGGAGUCAGCUCCAAAGCUUUGAAACGGAACUUUCAGUGCCAAUGCUUGCAGAGAAGGAAGGAGGGAGUAAUAUCUGCCGUGGUGUUUUUAUACGAGCACCUGCUAUCUUGGAAGUUGGACCAGAUGUCGAAGUAUUGGCUGAUUGCCCUGUUCCUGCUGGUAGACCCAGCAUUACAAUAUCUGCAGAGGGUGCGGAGGAUGAAGUGUACUCCAAAGAUCGGGUGAUUGUCGCAGUACGGCAAGGGAACAUCCUUGCCACUGCGUUUCACCCAGAAUUAACGUCAGACUCUAGAUGGCAUCGCCUCUUCUUGGACAUGGACAAAGAUUCUCAAGCAAAGGCCUUCUCGGCGCUAUCGCUCUCGACAUCUUCAAGAGACGUGGAGGGCGGGUCGAAGAAUAAGCCGCUUGAUCUGCCCAUUUUCGAGUAGCACUGGUGCCAAAUUACGGGAGAAAAGAAGAUAACUAAAUUUUGUUGGUGAUAGGAAAGGGGUCUGACCAUUUUUUAUGCUCAUACCAAUUUGUAUCCCUGGUGUCAAAACUGUACCAACCCAAAUAAUGUCAUUUGUGCUCCAAACACUGAUCUUUCUACGAGAAGGAAGCUGGUCGGUUAAAUGUCUGUGUCAAUGCACACCCAGUGAAAGGACAUUAGAUGGCAAAUGCCACUGUCAAUGUAAACCACACCUAGUUUUGCUCGAAAGUAAUACAUCUGUAUCACGUCGAACGGACGUUACCUGACUAUUUUUGUCGCUUUCAGUCUUCCA
This is a messenger RNA of Brachypodium distachyon (stiff brome), 1205 nucleotides long. RefSeq names its product probable pyridoxal 5'-phosphate synthase subunit PDX2. Gene Ontology annotation, cellular component: cytosol; glutaminase complex. The record is from RefSeq and is a predicted model, not a curated record. The transcript has 7 exons. Lineage: Eukaryota; Viridiplantae; Streptophyta; Magnoliopsida; Poales; Poaceae. Bases 108 to 872 code for a protein of 254 amino acids. Gene Ontology annotation, biological process: pyridoxine metabolic process; pyridoxal 5'-phosphate biosynthetic process. Gene Ontology annotation, molecular function: glutaminase activity.